GCAUGAACCCCUUCCCGCCUCUGCCCUUGCCUCCGUUUCAUGUCGCGCGACAAUCGUUACCUGCGAACAGGGACACGGACCCCAUGUUUCAUUUGUUCGCUUUGUCGCAGACUCAAGACUACCCGGACGAUCAUGCGCACAACAGCGAUGACGACAUCGGAAGGUUCGGAGACGGUUGCGUUGAAACCGCACAGCUGGACGAAAGGCCACACGAGCUGCCCGAACUUGCUAACGUGCUUGCGCCAGCCGCCCCAUCUUCUCCCAAAUCUCCGGACCAACCGGCUGUCGGCGCGAUGACGGUUUUGGUGCCCCCGCAGGAGACGAGCGGGGGCGAAUCAAUACAAGAGGUAGAGCAUCAUGCUCCGGCCGAGGACGAGGAUCCGCAGCUAACAGUUCUCCGGGCACGAUUAGCGGAGAAGGAGAAAGAGCUGCAAAGCCUUCGACAGGCACACGAGGAAGAGUUGCAGUGGUUGAAGCAAGAAAGUGAAGCGAAAAAAGGAGCGCUUGAAAAAAUCGAAGCCGAGCGCGAUGUUUGGAAGCAGCGUGCGGUGACUGCGGAGGAGAAGAUACUAUCCGCAACAAAGGCACAGCCACAGCCACUAGCGCCAACAAACUCAGCAGUCAUUGUUCCAGGGGCUGCGUUACUGCC
Molecule: messenger RNA, 649 nt
Organism: Amoebophrya sp. A120
Lineage: Eukaryota; Dinophyceae; Syndiniales; Amoebophryaceae
Source: the annotation of a GenBank genome assembly